Paramecium primaurelia is the source of this 375-nucleotide messenger RNA. NCBI's taxonomy places the organism in Eukaryota, Ciliophora, Oligohymenophorea, Peniculida, Parameciidae. The record is from the annotation of a GenBank genome assembly.
AUGAUUGAUACUGAUUAACAAAAUCAACAAACUAGAAGUGGUCAAUCUUAAGGCACCUACUAAAUAAUAAAAUCAAACUAAGUAGAACUAUCUAUUCAAAAUAAAUUGAUUGAAUAAGAUGUUGACUAUCCUAAAGUGCCUUAAUCAAGAAAUAAAGAAAAAUUAUUGUGUACUAAAUGCAAUCAAGUGGUUGAAACAGAUGUUUUAUUUGAGAUGGGUAGGUGUAGUUAUAUAUUAAUGUUCAUUUUAAUAGUAGGCAUAGUAACAGCUGUCCUUGCUUUCUUACCUUGUGUUCUAGAUGGAUGUAAAGAUGCUAAACAUAGAUGUUCAAAAUGUACAAAACUUAUAGGAACAAAGCAAUUUAUGUGUGGAUGA